Molecule: messenger RNA, 1825 nt
Organism: Oncorhynchus kisutch (coho salmon)
Lineage: Eukaryota; Metazoa; Chordata; Actinopteri; Salmoniformes; Salmonidae
Product: EMILIN-2-like
Exons: 2
Coding region: 52-549 (165 amino acids)
Molecular function (GO): protein binding
Source: RefSeq, a predicted model, not a curated record
CUGCAUGGAAAAGAAAUGUCCCAAUAACCAGUUUUAAAAAAAUAAGUGAGAAUGUGUGUAAAUGUGACAGAUUUAAACUUUAACCAUUUAUCAGGUGAGCGGGUGUCCUUCUCGGCUGGUCUCAACCGCUUGCCCUUCCCUGGGGAGGUGGGAAUCAUCCGCUUCAACAAGGUGUUGGUAAAUGAUGGGGGACACUAUGACCCUCACACAGGCAUCUUUCACGUUCCCAUGGAGGGCCGCUACCUGCUGAGUGCCGUGCUGACAGCCCAGAGAGGUGCCAAGGUGGAGGCGAUGUUCUCUGUGUCCAACCGCAGCAUCCAGAGGCUGGACACGGCCGGUUACCUGCCUGAUAAUGGUGGAGGAGGUGGGGCUGGCUCCACCAGCUGUGACUGCGGAGGCUCUGCCUCCCUAAGCCUGGUUCUCACUCUGAUGCGUGGGGACAGGGCAGGUUUAGUCAUGACCGCAGGCAAACUUGCCAUCUCGGAGAACACAGAGUUCCUCUCAACAUUUAGCGCCGUGCUUCUCUACCCCACCCCCUCAAAAAAAUAGCUGCCAUGUUAUAGACAAAGUUAUCCCCUAAAAAAAAAAAGAGAAUCCCACCAAUGAUAUUGCUUUAUGUAGCUCCACCCUCAAAACAACACCCAUUCUACUUUAGAUGUAUGCCUCCUUCACGUGUUAGCCGGAACUAGGAAACUCUGAAAUUUGACUUGCUAAUCGGUUGUAGUUCUACACGUGUCGUGUUCAACCAGUUAGCAAGAUGGUAAUUUCUGAGUUUCCUAGUUCCCGACAAGCACGUGAAUGUGGCAGUAGUAUGCCCAACAUUGCAUGCCUUACAGGAAUUUUAGUAAAACAGGUAGAUUGCUUUAACGUACUAUCAUAUGACAGAGCUUUCAUACAAAAAGAGAUGUAUCAAAUAUUUGAUGAUAGGAUUCUUAUGGAGGGGAUGGGGCAGGCUACUGCCAUUUAUGGAGUAUUAACAUUUAGUGAUUGAUUAUAUUUGAAAUGUUUGAAUGUGUGCUUGUGUUGAUGUGUUCAAUUUGUUGUAGUUAUUUUGAAAUGACUAUUUUAUGAGAACCAUCAAUUAUAAUACUGUACAUACAGGUAACUGACAAAAUAAAAGAAACCACAACAAAGUUUCUUAAUAGGGCGUGGGGCCACCACAGCUUCAAUGCGCCUUGGCAUAGAUUCUACAAGUGUCUGGAACUCUAUUGGAGGGACGCGACACCAUUCUUCCACAAGAAAUUCCAUAAUUUGGGGUUUUGUUAAUGGUGGUGGAAAACUUUCAGGCACCGGCCCAGAAUCUCCCAUAACUGUUAAAUUGGGUUGAUCUGGUGACAGACCACAAUGGUAUAUGGUUUACAUUGUUUUCAUGCGCAUCAAACCAUUCAGUGACCACUUGUGAAUGGGGUCUUAGUCAUGGUAGCCCAAAAAAUUGCUAAAAUAAUGUAUAAAAUGCCCAGCAUUGUAUACAUGAUGGGAUGUUGAUUGCUUAAUUAACUCAGUGUUCCACCUGUGUGGAAGCACCAGCUUUCAAUAUACUUUUGUAUCCCUCAUUCAUCAAGCGUUUCCAUUGUUUUGGUAGUUACCUGUAGCAUCGUUAGAGGAACUAACGUUAAACAAAUAAGCUGGUCAUUUUUCUACAUGACAAGGGAUACAGAACUUUUCAACAAGGACAGUUGUUUUGAAAGGUCUUUUUUGUAUUUCAACACAUUCCAAUGAGUCAAUGUUCUUUAGGACCAAUGCCUGAAAAGGAAAUGUUUCAGUACCUUUUCUUGGAUCAGAGGACUUGAAUUCAGCCCUGGGGGCCAGUAAUAAAAGAUGUGUU